This is a messenger RNA of Hibiscus syriacus, 2198 nucleotides long. RefSeq names its product pentatricopeptide repeat-containing protein At1g11710, mitochondrial-like. Gene Ontology annotation, molecular function: protein binding. The record is from RefSeq and is a predicted model, not a curated record. NCBI's taxonomy places the organism in Eukaryota, Viridiplantae, Streptophyta, Magnoliopsida, Malvales, Malvaceae.
ACCCGAGUGAAUCACAUCCCACAAAGCCUUGCUGCCGCCAUAGGAGCGGGUGACAAACGGAAACCUCAAAACCGACGACACUUCCUCUACAUCCGAGUUCCUCAGCCGCCAUUCUUCUAGACAGGCACAGCGCUUAGAAGGUGUCAUUUUUUUUAUGAAUUGGGUAUCGAUAUUUCUAUGGUUUCGAGCUCUCUUUUGUCCAGAAGAAGUUGUUUUUUCAGCCGAGGUUUGCAUGUUGUAGGUAAGCAACUCUCUUGCCCAUGUAGUGAAGACAUUGUAUUCAAAGCAAUCUGCGUUAAUUUACGACAUAGGAGAUGGAAAUUUUUCGAUCAUGUGUUCCCAAGUCUCACAGAUGCAUUAGUGAGUCGUGUUAUCGGCGAGUUUCGGAACUCACCUCAGUUAGCCUUGGAUUUCUACAAUUGGGUUGGGGAGAAAAAAGGGUUCCAACUCUCAUUGGCUUCCUGUUGUGCUCUAAUUCAUGUGAUGGUCAGGUCGAGGAGAUUUGAUGAUGCCUUAUCUCUAAUGGAGAAAUUAAUCCAUGUUAAUGGAAUGACCCCAUUGGAAGUAUUGGAUGGUUUGUUGGAUAGUUAUGAAUUCCAUGAUUCAUGUCCUGCGGUUUUCGAUGCAUUGGUAAGAGCUUGCACUCAAUCUGGGGCUACGGAAGGGGCUUACUUAGUCAUUAAGAAGCUGAGAACGGAUGGUCUUCUUGUUACUAUUCAUGCUUGGAACAAUUUUUUGAGUCAACUUUUAAAGUUAAAUGAGAUUGUUAGGUUUUGGAACAUGUAUAAGGAAAUGAUUUCAUAUGGGUAUAUUGAGAAUGUUAAUACUUUUAACUUGGUUGUUUAUGCUCUUUGCAAGGAAUGUGAAUUACUACAAGCUAUUUCGACAUUUUAUCGGAUGUUGAAGAGUGGGAUUCGGCCUAAUAUUGUUACUUUCAACAUGAUGAUAGACGGAGCUUGUAAGAUGGGUGACAUAGAGCUUGCCUUGAAGCUAGUCGAGAAGAUGGGUGUGAUGUCCAAGUACUAUGUUUCACCCAACACCAUAACUUACAAUUCCAUCAUUAAUGGAUUUUGCAAACUAGGGAAAGUGGCAUUUUUGGAAGAAGUCGUUAAUGAAAUGAUUAAGGUAGGUUUCAAGCCUGAUGUAAGGUCCUAUGCGACAAUGAUAGAUGGUUAUGCCCGGAGAGGGUGUUUGGAGGAGGCAUUAAGACUGUGUGACGAAAUGGUUGAAAGGGGCUUGACUCCUAAUACGGUUGUUUAUAAUUCAGUUCUCCAUUGGCUUUACUCGGAAGGUGAUAUCAGGGGAGCUUCUUUGGUAUUAUCCGACAUGAUUGACAAGCAUGUAUUUCCCGAUCAAUUUACCUACUCCACAGUCGUACAGGGGCUUUGCAGAAAUGGAUAUAUGAUGCAAGCUUUUAGAUUUCAUAGCCAGGUUUUGGAAAAGAAUGUCAUUGAAGACACGUUUUCGCACAAUAUUCUCAUCAAUUACCUUUGUAAAAGCAAUGAUUUAUCAGGAGCCAUGCAACUCGUGGGUAGCAUGUUUAUCCAUGGUUUAAUUCCCGACUCUGUCACAUAUGGUGCUUUAAUUGAUGGGCAUUGCAAGGAAGGGAAGCUAGAAAGUGCUGUGCAGGUUUACGAAAAAAUGGUGAAGGUGGAAAAAGAACCCAACAUAGUGAUAUAUAACUCUAUUCUUAAUGGAUUGUGCAAAGAGAUGUCAGUGGAUGUUGCAAGACGGAUGAUAGAUUCAUUAAAGAGUAUGGGUUUAUCUGAUUCUGUAACAUUUAACGCUCUCCUUAACUGUUAUUGUGGCCAUGGUGAUAUCGGGGAGGCAUUUGCUCUAUUCUUGGAGAUGACAAAGGUAGGGAGGUUAGUAAACACAGUAACUUACAACACAUUGAUAAACUUUCUUUGCAAGUGUGGGUGCUUUCAACAAGCAAAAGAACUAAUGAAGAGAAUGGAUCUAGAGGGCCUGACUCCGGAUUUUAUAACAUACACGACACUGAUUACGUAUUCUGCUAAGAACUGUAGUCCAGAUGAAGUUAUUGAAUUGCAUGACUACAUGGUGCUUAAAGGAGUGGUUCCUUACAUACCGACAUACCGGGCUAUUGUUAGCCCCCUUCUCAGGGAAGAAAAUGAGCAGACAAGAGUUUAGCUUUUAUAUUUUCUUACUCAUGUUAGAACAGUUUUCAUUAUUUGUAU